AUGGAAAACGUUCCAGCUGGAAUGGCUGAGCAAGAUGAGCAGAUCGAUUUGCCACCGGGGUUUCGGUUCCACCCGACCGAUGAAGAGCUUAUUUCUCAUUACCUGCAUAAGAAGGUUAUUUAUAUCAGCUUCUCUUGUAAAGCAAUAGGGGAGGUGGACUUGAACAAGUCUGAACCUUGGGAUUUGCCUGGGAAAGCGAAAAUGGGAGAAAAGGAAUGGUACUUUUUCUGUGUGAGAGACAGAAAGUACCCAACUGGUCUGAGGACAAACAGGGCAACUGAAGCUGGAUAUUGGAAAGCCACAGGGAAAGAUAAAGAGAUCUACAAAGGAAAAUCCCUAGUUGGCAUGAAAAAGACCUUGGUUUUCUACAGAGGCAGAGCCCCCAAAGGAGAAAAGAGCAAUUGGGUCAUGCAUGAGUACAGAUUGGAGGGUAAAUUCUCUGUUCAUAACCUCCCCAAAACUGCAAAGAAUGAAUGGGUGAUUUGCAGGGUUUUUGAGAAAAACUCUGGUGGCAAAAAAACCCAUAUUUCAGGAUUUGUGAGAUAUGGUGCUGUGGGAAAUGAAAUGGGUCCUUCUGGUCUGCCACCGUUAAUGGAUUCUUCACCUUACAGCUCCAAAACCAAACUCGCCUCUGAGUCCUCUUACGUGCCCUGCUUCUCCAACCCUGAUCCCACUGAUGUUCAAAGAAACCAAGGGAUUGUUGAUUAUGUGAACAACCCUUUUUUUGGUGUUUCUUCAAACAGCUCCAACUUUUUCCCAAGAGCCCCAUUUUCCAACUCAUUCUACUCUGCUCAGUCUGCUCCAGUUGAAGCAAAUUUCCCGUUCCCAGGUUCAGUUUUAAUGCAAAACCAGUCCAUUCUGAGGGCCUUGCUUGAAAACAAUGGUUCAAACAUGAGGCAGAGCUUCAAAACAGAAGGGGAAAUGGUCAGUGUGUCCCAAGAGACAGGGCUAACAAGUGAAAUGAACACUGAAAUCUCUUCUGUCAUGUCCAAUCUUGAGAUGGGAAGGAGGCCAUUUGGUGAUCAAGAGGCCCCAGCAGCAGCAGCUGUUGCAGUGGACCUGGAUAAUUUUUGGAGUUAUUAA
Molecule: messenger RNA, 1083 nt
Organism: Prunus armeniaca (apricot)
Lineage: Eukaryota; Viridiplantae; Streptophyta; Magnoliopsida; Rosales; Rosaceae
Source: the annotation of a GenBank genome assembly